Molecule: messenger RNA, 5256 nt
Organism: Aspergillus bombycis
Lineage: Eukaryota; Fungi; Ascomycota; Eurotiomycetes; Eurotiales; Aspergillaceae
Product: putative SNF2 family helicase/ATPase
Exons: 1
Coding region: 1-5256 (1751 amino acids)
Cellular component (GO): nucleus
Molecular function (GO): ATP binding; protein binding; ATP hydrolysis activity
Source: RefSeq, a predicted model, not a curated record
AUGCCAGAUGAGGGAACAGAUCCUGUCGACUGGUCUGUCGACGAUGUGGUCCAGUUUCUUUGCCAUAAUCCACACACCCCAUGGUCGCAGUCCGUGUCAGGGGCCCCUCGGCCUGACCCUACCUCCUUUGAGGCUGCUCUCCGCGACAAUCUGAUCACUGGAGAAGUGCUUUUAAAUGAUGUCGAUAAGAGCGCACUGCGAGAUGAUCUAGGAUUGAGGGCCCUUGGACACCGGAGUUCCAUGCUCACGGCAAUACGGUACCUUCAAGGACGCUCUUUAAAAUAUCAGAUCUCUAAAAGUCGGCUUGAUUCUCCUAGAGAGUGUCACACUCCAAGUCAUUCAGCAUUUAUUACACCGAAAAUUUCUCAGAAAGUCAUCCCGUCGCUUUACCAUGAUCCUGUAUCUUUAGACGCAACUCCACAACGUACUAACUUACUCCCCAGUGUAUCUCCGGUGGUGAGUACAAACGCUGUUAAUUUGGCAGGCGUACCUAACUCAGGAGAACCUACGGCUCCUUCAAGUACUCCUCAAGAUGCUUCUCAUGUCACAAACUUGCAGACUCGUGUAGAAGAUUUGGACCCCGUUGAGCGUAUCCGCUCACAUGAGCAAAUUUUCGUCGAUACACAUGGGAAGAAACGGCGACGACUAGACCUCACUACUCUGACUAAAAGUCGAGUUGAUAACGAGCAUGCGUCCGAUCCGGUGCAAGCCAAGGAGUGGUAUAUGGGACCGGGACAAAUCACACCAUCCCAAUUGUUCUACUCUCCUGAUCUAGACCAAAAUGAUGAGUCCUUCACAAUGGUUGGAUCAAACUUUCCAACUGCACAGCGUCUGUUUGUGAACAGGUGUCUUCAUUAUUUCCAGAAACAAAGGCCCAUAACCCUGGACUCUACCCAAGAUCAAAUCCGAUCAGCCAUAGUACCAUAUAAUAUGUCCAUGGUGGAAAGUGGCGAAAAACGUUUCACAUUGUACACUGCGAAGAAUGGAAAGGUCUCUGUUAGCACAGAAAAUAUAGAAGACUGGCCGCAACUCACUCGGUCGCGAGUAGUCUCUGGAGAAGUGUCGGCAGAGAUGCUAACUCCUUCUGACCCUUUCUCUUAUCUUCUCCAGCGGUACCCAGUGCAAGAUGAAAGUCAGGAUACAUUUCCAUUGUAUGGAGACUCAGGAUCCGAGGGUGAGUUUGAUGAAGAGACUUGGCAAGAAAUUGAAGAUGAACACCCAGAAGGAUGGUCUGGGAAACCCUCUAAACUCACGCCCAGUGAAAUGGAAUCGGUCAUCAGAGAUUGUAUUUCCCAAUAUGAAAGCAAGUGGCAUGAUACCUGCUUGCCAAAGGAACAGCGAAAGGCACGCAAGCUCUGGUUGAAAGCUAAGAAGGGAAGGUUUACCAACCUAGAAAUUAAAGGGCUCGGUCAGAAGAUAACAUCUCUAAAUGAGCGUCUUAGGAAACUGCAGGACGCAGUCCGUGAGAGUGAGUAUGCAACGAGGACCGAGCUACAAGCUCAGUGUCAGAGCCUGGAGCAAACUGUGAUGGAUAUCCAACAACAUCGGUGGCGUGUUUCGACCCUUGAGCAAGGAACGUGUCCUCCCAAAAUAUCGGCCCCUGUCAUGCCUACACCCGCACAAAGACUGAAACGUAUCUCUGGGGAUGAAGAAUCACUUCACUCAGAGUCAGGCGAUUUGUCUGAUGUUUCUAUGGAUGAUUUCAUUGACAAUUCUGAUAUUGGGGACCAGCCCAUACACGUUGAAGAUGAAAGCAAAGCUCGAACCCCACCAACAUCGGAAAGUGACGAUGACAUUAUCAGCCCUUCUGGCAUUAGACGACAUACAAGGGGGAGAAAACUUCCUUUUCGGGAGUCUAGCUCUCCGUCUCCGUCUCCACCUCCUUUGCAAAAGAAUACCUUCCCCAUAGAAUGCAUUGACCUCACAGAAGACUCACCAGCGUUAGAUAAUGAGGAGUAUAGGGUUGAGACUCCGCCAUUAAAUCCGCUGCCACGCGCUAUCACGCAACCUGUCGAGGAUCCUAUCAAAUCGGGACGGAGUUGCUCAAUUUCCCCUGAGCCAUACAUUGGUCCCAGAGUGAUGGUCGAGAUUCCCGUUUACAAAACAACGCAACUGAACCAGUUCAAACCCAGGAAGCGGCCAAGUCUUCCUGAUGUACACGACAUGGACAAGUUUGUGUCGGUGCCUUGGGAUUUAAUUGAAGAGCGACAAGACCGCCGGAGACUAUUAGCAAAACUGAUUGCAACCCUUUCUAUUGAAGAGCGAAAUAAGUUGGCGCAGGCAGUUCCUCGAUAUUCUAGUUCAGAUUUGCAGCAACUCACAGGAACUGGUCUAAAGCUCUUGCUGAAGAAUCAAGAAAUGAUUCCAGAACUCGAGGCAGCUGAGAGCCGUGUAGUCAUGCGUGUUACUUCCUUUUAUAUCUCGUGGGUAAACUGUGUCCAUCUUGCGUCGGAAGGAAUUCAGAAGAGUCUCGUACUCAACGCUCAAUCUAAAAUCAGCAGCUUUGCCGCGUACUUCAACGAACUCUGCGCGCGCCUCACUGAUUACCGCAAGAAGAGGAACUCCAAGAUGCAUCGGCUCAAUGAAAAGGAAGAGACAGAUCAUACAGACACUCCCCACAAAAAGCGCAAGAGAGAGGUUAAGGAGAGUCAAAAUGCGAAAAAGAGUCAGCAGAGCGCACAGCUCCGUGUCGCGCUGCAGGAGAAGCAGAGAAAGAUCCUCGAAAGGAAAAUAGGCAGCACCAACACUGAUCCUACACGUCAGGCAGUCAGCUUCGGAAAUCCUGCAAUUUAUCUAGACCCUCAAAUUGGGUUGCGUGUUAAGCCCCACCAAUUGAAUGGCGUUCAAUUCAUGUGGCGAGAAUUGAUAGAAGAUGAGAACAAACAAGGUUGCCUGCUCGCUCACACAAUGGGCUUAGGGAAAACGAUGCAGGUUAUAUCGCUCCUUGCAACAAUAUCUGCAGCAGCAUCUUCCGAUGAUCCCAAGAUACACCAGCAGGUUCCUGCAGCUUUUCAUAGAUCUCAAUCGCUGAUUCUCUGCCCAUCGUCCUUAAUUGAAAAUUGGUUUGAGGAGUUUCUCAUGUGGGCUCCUGUCCAAUCGGGCAUCGGGCCCCUAAGGAAGAUAACAACUUCCUCCACAAUGCCAGAGAGGCUGCAGGAGAUGUGUGACUGGGAUGAGGAAGGCGGGGUGCUCAUCAUGAGCUAUGACCUAUUCCGAACAUGGAUCCUGAACAAGGAGACAAAUAAAAGGGGAAAGCCGCUAAAUGACAGUGAAUAUGAAAAAGUCAGAGAAUGCCUUCUCGAAGGACCCAAUAUUAUUGUUGCCGACGAGGCCCACAAAAUGAAAAACCCAGCCACUGGCAUCUCGCAAGCAGCCAUGCAGUUCCGCUCUAAAAGCCGCAUUGCCCUGACUGGAUCCCCUCUUGCAAACAAUCUUAUCGAUUACUAUGCCAUGAUCAACUGGAUUGCAGAGGGCUACCUCGGUGAAUUUGUGGAGUUUAAGGCAAAGUUCGUGGAGCCUAUCACGGAGGGACUUUACGUAGACAGUACGUACACCGAGAGGAGAAAGUCUUUGGUGAAGCUUCAAGUCCUCAAAGAAAUCCUUGCCCCAAAGAUCAAUCGUGCCGAUAUCUCUGUGCUUGCUGGUAGUUUGCCAACCAAAGUCGAGUUCGUCAUAACGGUUCCCUUGACGAACCUACAAAGACAAGCAUAUAAUUCAUAUGUCGAGACUAUAUUGCAAGGGAAAGGCGCUUUCGGCAGUGCACAACUAUGGUCCUGGCUUGCGAUUCUGAGUCUAUGUUGCAACCAUCCAUCAUGCUUUAGAGACAAACUACUAAGCCGAGCAAGCGAUGCGCAGAAAAUAAACAAGAGGCUAGGCGAGGAGAUGAUUCCCGGCGAUGAACCUAUCGCGCAAGCAGGCCUUCCAGAUUCGGAAAAGCUGGUUUCUGACCAAGAACAAAUCUUUGCCAGAGUCCCUGACAUAAAAGCCUUAGAAAUAUCUCAUCGGGCGCGGAUAAUGAACUCGAUAAUCGACGAGUCUAUCAAGGCUGGUGACAAGAUCUUAGUUUUCUCACACAGUAUCCCAACGCUCAAUUAUAUUGAGUACAUCCUUCAAUCAUCGAAUCGAAGAUACUCCCGGCUAGAUGGACGAACACCCGUUGUGACUCGACAAGAUGCGACAAAGAGAUUCAAUCGGGGCUCGGAGCAGCAAGUGUACCUAAUCUCAACACGCGCAGGAGGGCUUGGCUUGAAUAUUCCUGGAGCGAACCGGGUCAUCAUUUUCGACUUUAAAUUUAGUCCGGUAUGGGAAGAACAGGCUGUUGGACGCGCCUAUCGCCUGGGCCAGCAGAAACCAGUGUAUGUUUACCGUUUCAUUGCCGGUGGUACCUUUGAGGAGGUAAUGUAUAACAAGGCUGUCUUCAAGACCCAACUUGCUUUCCGUGUUGUCGAUAAGAAGAAUCCGGUUCGUUGGGCACAAAAGUCACUCGGCGAAUAUCUUUUCCCAGCAAAGCCGGUCCCUCAAAAAGACAUCGCCGAAUAUCUGGGGAGGGAUCCACAAGUCUUGGACAAGAUCAUCAUGGGCGAUAAUGGCGAGGAGAAGUCAAUCUGCAAUAUUGCCCUCACGGAAACAUUUCAGAAGGAAGAUAAUGACAAAUUGACUGAGGAAGAGAGACAAGGUGUCCAACAGCAAUUGAGUGACGAGCGCCUUAAGCGCACCGACCCAGAGGCAUACAGUCGGUUAGUACUGGAAAGGCAAAGGCAGGCUUUGUCCGUGGAUCAAGCUCCGCCUAGGGCCCCAUCGUCAUACGCGCAAACAACUCCCAUGCAGCCAGGUCCUAUGCAACCAGUCCUCAUGCUGCCUCAGACACCUUAUAUGCCGUCAAUGGUUCCGUCAAGCGCUCACAAUACUGGGCCUCCCGCUCUAGCACCAGACAUGAGCGUUUACGAAGAGCCUUCUAGGACACCUAUGCCCUCAACAUCCGCAGCCGCGAUAAGUUCAGCUUCAGGAAUCUAUGCGUCGCGCUAUGCUCAGAGCGAGCCACCUAACGAAAACACCGCACCUUACUCCCCUUUCAGGCUUUCACCUACCAGAAGCCUAGGACAAGCAGGUACUCAGAUACCUCCUCAAAUGGAUGGCGCCAGUUUCGAUACAAACGUCCAGCAAUAUGAUGUAACCGCAUAUACGGCCCAUACCGAGCUCUUGCAACCGACAACACCGUCAGACGAUACUUCCGAUGACCCUUGCCGCUACCAGUGA